GAGAGAGGUGAGAGAGCAAGUGGAAUUUAGUAAAAAGACUGUAGAUAAAUCAGGCCAAAGUUUAAUAAAUAAAUAAAUAUAAUAAUAUCAAUUUUUUGUGAGAUUGUUAUCAACAACAUACAAGUUGUUUAGCCAAGGAAAAAAAAGAAAACAAUAAACCAAAAUAAAAAAUGAGAGUUGUGGCACUUGUCAGUGGAGGCAAAGACUCAAUAUUUAAUAUUAUCCAGUGUGUUGCUGCUGGUCAUGAUGUUGUUGCACUUGCUAAUUUAUAUCCAGUUGGAAAAGAUGAACUUGACUCGUUCAUGUUUCAAACUGUUGGACAUCAGGGUAUUGAAUACAUUGGAAAAGCCAUGGGAUUGCCAUUGUACAGAGAGCCAACAUUUGGAAAAUCUUGUAUGAGAGAAAAAUAUUAUACAAAAACUGAUGAUGAUGAAGUUGAAGAUCUAUAUCGUCUUUUGGCAAAAGUCAAGGAAAAAGAAAAUAUUGAUGCUGUUGCAUCUGGUGCUAUUCUCAGUGAUUAUCAACGUAUUCGAGUAGAAAAUGUAACAAGCAGAUUAGGCUUGGUAUCAUUGGCUUAUUUAUGGCGAAGAAAUCAAGAUGAUUUGUUGAAAGAAAUGAUUGCCUGUUCAAUGAAUGCUGUAUUGAUAAAAGUUGCAUGUCAGGGUCUUGAGCCAAAGCAUCUUGGUAAAUCUAUAAGUAAUAUGCAACAGACUCUCAAAAGACUUAAUGACUUGUAUGGAGUUCAUAUUUGUGGAGAAGGAGGUGAAUAUGAAACUUUUACACUUGAUUGUCCAUUAUUUAUCAAAAGCAUUGUUGUUGAUGAAUAUGAGAGUGUUAUUUCGUCAAAUGACAAAAUUGCUCCAGUUGGAUAUCUCAAUUUUAAAAAAAUACGUUUACAAGAUAAAGAUGAAAAUUUAGAAAAUAUGACGUUAUUAGAGAGACUCAAAAAUGUACCAAUAAAAACACCACAUGAUUAUAUUGCUGAAAUUAUUGGUCCAGAAUUACAGGAUGGCUGUAAUUUAUCUGACGAUGAUGAUGAAAAUAAUGAGACUGAAAAUGGUGAUACAAAGAGUCUUAAAUCGUCAAUUUCAGGUAAUUUUAAUGUUGCAAGUACAUUUGAAAUGAAAUGCAAUGAAGAAGAUUAUCCAGAUAUGCCAGUUUCAAAUCGUAAUAAAACUGGUUGGUAUUGGUUUGGUGGAAUUGUUGGAAAAAAUAUUGAUUGCCAACUUGCUAUGGAAGAAGCACUUGAUAAAUUAAGCAAUCUUGUUGAAAAUGAGGCAAUUGAAAUGACGAAUAUUGUUGGUGUAACAUUGUACAUCAAAGACAUGUCGAAAUAUUCAAUAAUAAAUCAAGUUUAUCAAUCAAAAUUUUCACAAACAAAUCCACCAGUUCGAGUUUGUAUUGAAUGUCCAUUGAAUUUUCCUGUUAUUUUGGAGGCUUUGGCUUACAAAGAGCUGGAUCAAACCAACGAGGAAAAAAUACUUAAAAGGCACACAAUGCAUGUUCAAAGUAUAAGUCAUUGGGCACCAGCAAAUAUUGGUCCUUAUUCACAAGCAGUUAGGGUUGGCCACAUAAUUGCAGUGGCUGGACAAAUACCCAUGGUACCUGGAAAUUUAAAUCUUCUUGAUUUAAAUAUUAAAAGACAAUGUCGUCUUUCAUUGAGACACAUUAAUCGUAUUGUCAAUGCCAUGGAUUCUUCAACUCAACUGAGGGAUAUUGUUCAAGGAAUAUGCUUUCUUACACAUCCAAGUUUUAUACCAGAAGCCAGAAAAGAAUGGGAAAAACGUACAAAUAAUGCAAUUGUUGAUUAUAUUGUUGUACCUAGCCUUCCACGUGGUGCUCAAGUUGAAUGGUGUGUUUGGGCACAUCGUGACAACAAUAGAUUUGAAUAUGAAGAAACUGGUAGAUGUAUCAGUAAUUUUAAAGUUGCAAUAAGAAGAAGAUGGAAUUAUGAAAAUGAUGUUUCAGCAGUUGUAUGCUACUUAUCAACAGGUUCAUCAAAUUCAACUGGUAAUUUAGCAGCAAAUGAAUCAUCAUCUUCAUCAUUAUCAUUGACACCAUUAGAAAUUAGUGAUGAAGGUUUACACGAGGCAUUUGAAUAUUUACUUGGUAAAUUAACUAAACAAUCAAAAACUGAAAAUCCAACUUGUUGUUUGAGAAUUUUUUAUAAAGCUGGAUGUACGCCGGGUCCAAAUAUCAUCCAAAGAGUUGUUGAUAAAUUUACCAGCAAAAAUCUUGUUAUAACAAUUAUACCAACUACUCAUUUACAUAAUUUUAAUACAUUUUUGUCUGUGUGUGGAAUUAGACACGAAUAGAAAAUGAUUAAUUUGUUUUCUUUUUCUUUUUUUAAACAAAAAACACUUUAUUUUACCUCAAGAAAAAUAAAAAUACUGGUCAAUUAAUAUUUUUGUCAACUAUUCAAGGUCAUUUGAUGAUUUAUUCAUUGAAAAAACAAUAGAAAAUUAUUUCUAUAUUAUGAUUAUCUAUUUUAUUUUUAUUUCCAUUAAGCUGAUUAAUUUUUUGAAAUUAAAAACUCGGUUUGUAUAUAAUAUCAACAAAAAUAAUAUUUGUUUUUUUAAAAAAAUUGUAGAUGAGAAAUGCGUGGAGUAAUGAAAUAAAUAAAUAAAUAAAUUUAGUACAAA
Messenger RNA from Aphidius gifuensis, 2642 nucleotides. RefSeq names its product diphthine--ammonia ligase. Gene Ontology annotation, molecular function: diphthine-ammonia ligase activity. The transcript is spliced from 13 exons. Gene Ontology annotation, biological process: protein histidyl modification to diphthamide. The record is from RefSeq and is a predicted model, not a curated record. The coding region runs from base 171 to 2315 and encodes 714 amino acids. Lineage: Eukaryota; Metazoa; Arthropoda; Insecta; Hymenoptera; Braconidae.